AGCUAGCCGGCCAAUGGUGAACAUGUCUGCUAUGAAGAAAGAGUCGUUGCAAGUUUCUGCCUACUCUAGAAGACUCAAGGACAACAUGAAGUCAAUCCUAGACAACUAUGCAGAGAUUCUCAAAGCGGCAAAAGUAACUGAUGCUAAUGAUCCAGAUGCAGUAUCCGAUGCUGGUUUGGCUCAUAUUGAAAAUGAAAUUGAAGUACGAGCAGCAAACAUAGUACGGGCUGCAGAGGGCCUCUCUAAACUGGUGUCUGAUUUGAAGGAGAAUAUGAUUUUAAACGACUUCUCCACCAUCAACCAAAGCACUACUAACAGAAUAUCAGAGCUGAAGGAACUGAAGUCUCAGAAAGAGGACGAGAUCACUCAACUGUAUUCACAGCCUAGAGAACUAAGAACUUCUUUAUAGUGUGUACUUUCAUUGUUACUCAAUUCAUAUGUAUUAACUAUAAAUUGCAGUCAAGAUGACGCAACUCACAUAAUUAUAUAUAUAAUUCUGACAA
Molecule: messenger RNA, 503 nt
Organism: Halichondria panicea
Lineage: Eukaryota; Metazoa; Porifera; Demospongiae; Suberitida; Halichondriidae
Product: mediator of RNA polymerase II transcription subunit 22-like
Exons: 3
Coding region: 14-409 (131 amino acids)
Biological process (GO): regulation of transcription by RNA polymerase II
Cellular component (GO): mediator complex
Molecular function (GO): transcription coregulator activity
Source: RefSeq, a predicted model, not a curated record